GCGCGCAUCCAGAAGUGUUGCCCGCCAGGCCAGAUGAUACAGCCGCUCAGCAACUUUCGGUACGAGUGCGUGCCGGGGAACCGCGAGCUGAAGAUCGAAACGAUCGAAGCGCACUUCUACGGCAACAACGAGUGCAUCGAGGUGGGCGACGAGCCGGUGACGCUUCCCGUGGUGUCACAGGACCUAUGCCACGACGCACCGCAAGCACUAAUGUACAGCGCGGACCAGGGCGACGAGCUGUUUGUGAUGCAGAACGGGUCCCUGCUGGUGCUGGAGUACGGUUCGCUGGUGUCCAUCUUCGACAGUUACUGCGUGGAGAUGACCAACGAUGCCCGGCUGCUGGCGAAGGUGUGCGAGGAGGUGCACGAGCCCCAGAUCGCUUUCCUAGGUGUGAUCAUCGCGAUUGGCGUCACGGUAGCGAGCCUGGUGCUGGCCAUUACCGCGCUCAGCUACACGUUCGUGCCAAAGCUGAAUGACACGUUCGGGUACCUUAUCGCGGGCCACGCCAGUACCUUCGCCAUCGGAACGAUAUUUCUCGGCCUAGCUCGGUGCGGUGACCAAUGUGUCGGCGAAGGAACCAACGCCGUCGUCGUGGAACUGUUUGCCAAUGCGUUCCUCGGUACCUCGGUGUUUAUGUUCUUCCUGAUGAACGUUCUCAAUACCGCCUACGUUGCAUACUACAUCCCGAAUGGGCUUGAGUACGAUGGCCAGAACAAGCGAGACGUUUACGUAUUCAUCGGAGUGCUCUACUUGAUCAGUCUAAUACCGUUGGUGCUGCUGCCAAAAGGUGGACUCAUAUCGAUCGUAUUCAUCUACUAUGCUGGGAUCGCCCUAACGCACGCCCUUUCGACCUACUACACGAGACGUCUGACCUCGGGCAUCUAUCUGCAUAUCAACGAUACCGCGGUCAGCGGUCAAACGAAAAUUAAUCACGCGCGAUUGAAUGACAUAAGCAAACAGACCCGAUUGUGUCGCAUGGAGGCCGGCUUCUCGGUCGUGUGCUGGGUCGCUUUCGCGGUGCUGAUGCUGGCCAGCAACAUGACCGACUUCCCGCGGAUCGCCGCCGUCUAUAGCAUCGUGGUGCAGGGUCUCUUCGUUGGCGUGGUGUUUGUGGCCGGCAGCCAGAAGUGGAUCAUCAUCCGUGAGUGCUGGAGCAACUCGGGCUCGGCCGAUCUGCGCGUGCUGGAGAACGGUUUCGAGAUGAAGCGGCUACGGCACCACGACGACGCCGGCGACCGAGUGGCUAGGUUCUCGUAGUGGCCGUGCCAGAAGCCUCUGUUCGCCAUUUGCUACAAUCUGUGAUGUUCGCGAGGAUGAUAUUUUUGCCGCGGCGAGUUCGUCGCCAGGUGUCACGCCGUGAAAACUUAAACCGCGCCACCCGAAUACGUAUGUCGAUUUAGGGUAGAGAGAGGGGAGAGAGAGUAGAGAGAAGUUACCAAAUGCCGUGCCGAACGCCGGGUUGCGAUUGAGGUGCGAGCAACACCACCCCCCAACGGAGAUCCUCUAUCGUGUGCCAAAAAAGACAAGGACGAGUGCCAGUUCGCAGCAACACAGUUCAUCACGGGUGUCACACAAAAAAACUCCUAGCACGUCUUGUAUAUUUAUAAAUUUGUCGAAAUGUAGUCAACGAACACUUUUUUAUACACUUAAGGAACGAAGA
This is a messenger RNA of Anopheles cruzii, 1660 nucleotides long. RefSeq lists its product as uncharacterized. The transcript is spliced from 4 exons. The record is from RefSeq and is a predicted model, not a curated record. The coding region runs from base 34 to 1257 and encodes 407 amino acids. NCBI's taxonomy places the organism in Eukaryota, Metazoa, Arthropoda, Insecta, Diptera, Culicidae.